Triticum dicoccoides is the source of this 940-nucleotide messenger RNA. Its product is annotated as zinc finger protein 36-like. Gene Ontology annotation, biological process: regulation of DNA-templated transcription. NCBI's taxonomy places the organism in Eukaryota, Viridiplantae, Streptophyta, Magnoliopsida, Poales, Poaceae. The record is from RefSeq and is a predicted model, not a curated record. The transcript has a single exon. Gene Ontology annotation, cellular component: nucleus. Bases 34 to 636 code for a protein of 200 amino acids. Gene Ontology annotation, molecular function: DNA-binding transcription factor activity; transcription cis-regulatory region binding.
CAAGCAACGUUAGCCUCAACUUUCACGCACGCCAUGGCCAUGAUGAAGAUGACGCACGACGACUACGUCCACCUGUGCCUCAUGGCGCUCGCCUCCGUGGCGACCGGCGGCGACCAAGCACAGGCAGCGAAGGGGCAGUGGCUGCAGACCGUGACUGCGGCGGCGCCAGCAGCCAGCGAGCUCAGGUUCCGGUGCUCCGUCUGCGGCAAGGCGUUCCCGUCUCACCAGGCGCUCGGCGGGCACAAGGCCAGCCACCGGAAACGGGCGGCGCUCGUGCUGCCGCUACAAAGCGUUUCGCCGGCGGAGGAGACGGUGGCAUCGUCGACGUCGUCUGGCGUCGGCGGGCACAGGUGCUCCGUGUGCCACCGGAGCUUCGCGACGGGGCAGGCGCUCGGCGGGCACAAGAGGUGCCAUUACUGGGACGGGCUGUCGGUCUCGCUGACGGCGUCCGCGUCGCGUUCCGGCUCCGGGUCGUCCGUGAGGGAUUUCGACCUCAACCUGACGCCGGUGCCGGAGAAGGCCGCCGGAGGCAUGCGAAGGUGGGGAGAGGAGGAGGAGGUGCAGAGCCCCUUGCCGCUCAAGAAGCGGCGGCUGUCAAGUCCUUCCUUGGAGCUUAAUUUAAUACUCCUUGAUUGAUUACUUGUGCUAGACUUGUCAGUCCCACCGUUCGUUCAUUGUUUAUUUCCACUUUUGUUUUUGAGCCUAUUGUUUAUUUCCACUUGAGAGCUCCGUUUGCGAUUACCUCUUGAUUUGUAAAGUAUCUGCUGAUUCACUUGUGACUUUUGGUCAACUGCUAACACAUUUGAUGCAAUAAAUUUGGCAUAGGAUGCAUGGUUGUUCAAUAGGCAAAACAGUGGCAUCAAUUUAUCGGAAAUAGUAUAAGUGAGAGUAUAUACCCCAGUGAUUCUUUCUGACUUUAUGUAAGUUUGAGCAAUGAAGU